AUGGCACCUGAUUUGAAGGAAUAUGAUGAAGAACAAGCACGUCUCAUGGAAGAGAUGUGUAUUGUCGUAGAUGAAAAUGAUAAAGCUAUUGGUGCUGAUUCAAAAAAGACUUGUCACUUAAUGACAAAUAUCAAUAAAGGGCUUCUACACCGUGCCUUCAGUGUAUUUUUGUUCAACUCAGAAGGCAAACUCUUACUUCAACAACGUGCUACUGAAAAAAUCACAUUCCCUGACCGUUGGACUAACACAUGUUGCUCUCACCCUCUCAGUAUUCCUUCUGAAAUCAUUGAAAAAGAUCAGUUGGGUGUUCGUAAUGCUGCUCAACGCAAAUUAGAACAUGAAUUGGGUAUUAAGCCCGAACAAGUGCCUGUGGAUAAAUUUAAAUAUUUGACUAGAUUACAUUAUUUGGCUCCUAGUGAUGAUUCUCAAUGGGGUGAACAUGAAAUCGAUUAUAUCCUUUUUAUCAAGGCUGAUGUUGAUUUGAAUAUCAGUCCCAACGAAGUACGUGAUGUCAAAUAUGUUACCCCUGAAGAACUUAAGGCCAUGUUUAAUGAUAAAGACGUUUUGAUUACACCUUGGUUUAAGCUUAUUUGCGAAUCUUUCUUAUUCAAGUGGUGGGAUCAACUUGGUACGAUUGAGAAUGUUGAAGUAGACCAUACUAUUCACCGUUUAGGCUUUUAA
Molecule: messenger RNA, 681 nt
Organism: Mycotypha africana
Lineage: Eukaryota; Fungi; Mucoromycota; Mucoromycetes; Mucorales; Mycotyphaceae
Product: isopentenyl pyrophosphate isomerase
Exons: 4
Coding region: 1-681 (226 amino acids)
Biological process (GO): isopentenyl diphosphate biosynthetic process; isoprenoid biosynthetic process
Cellular component (GO): cytoplasm
Molecular function (GO): isopentenyl-diphosphate delta-isomerase activity
Source: RefSeq, a predicted model, not a curated record